Stereum hirsutum FP-91666 SS1 is the source of this 573-nucleotide messenger RNA. Its product is annotated as Ribonuclease/ribotoxin. Gene Ontology annotation, molecular function: RNA nuclease activity; RNA binding. Lineage: Eukaryota; Fungi; Basidiomycota; Agaricomycetes; Russulales; Stereaceae. The transcript has 4 exons. Bases 11 to 433 code for a protein of 140 amino acids. The record is from RefSeq and is a predicted model, not a curated record.
CCAAGCUAUCAUGGCCGUUCUCCGAACUUUCGUCCUGUUCGCCUCCAUCGCUGCUAGCUUGGCUGCCACAGUCCCCCGUGCCCUGCCUUCCGGGACUGUCACUUGCGGCAGCAACACGUACAGUGCAUCCGAGCUCACCGCCGCGAUCAAUGCUGGCAUCGACGAUCUCAGUAGUGGUAACCUACCGGAUAAUUAUCCUCACCAGUACUACGACGAGGCUUCAGAGAACAUCACACUGUAUUGCAGCGGCAAUGGACCAUGGUACGAGUUCCCACUCGUCCCCGGAGGUGCUAUCUACACUUCCAGCGACUCCGACUACAAUUCGCCCGGAACUGACCGUGUCAUCUUCACCGAGAGCGGCACAUACUGCGCGGUCGUCACACAUACUGGGGCGGCUUCCUACGACGGCUUUGUUGCUUGCGAAGGCGACUAGAUAUUGAGAGCUGUAGUGACUGUAAGGAAAAGUAUUAUUUUGCCUGUAACUUGAUCAACGCUAUGACAUUGUAUUGGACGCAUGCAAGAAAAAUCAGCUGGUCUGAAGCCUGACCGGCAUCAGCACCAGCAGGUGUACAC